AUGCCGGCCCCCGAGGAUGCCAAAGCAAAGGUCCGCUCAUGGGGAUUCCCUUGCGCUCUCACCUGUGUCGACGGUGCCAACGCGCGGUUACUAAUGAUUAGGUAUCCCGAAGACCCCAGUCCCAAGUCGAGGGCUAAGCGUCUUCACUACGGCGUGGGACAGCGGGUUGACGUGCCCGCGAAUCGCGUCUACGAGAUGUGGGCGGGCAGCGAGGGCUGCACGCGCGUGAUGGGAGGGUAG
This is a messenger RNA of Chaetomium globosum CBS 148.51, 240 nucleotides long. RefSeq lists its product as uncharacterized. The transcript has 2 exons. The coding region runs from base 1 to 240 and encodes 79 amino acids. The record is from RefSeq and is a predicted model, not a curated record. NCBI's taxonomy places the organism in Eukaryota, Fungi, Ascomycota, Sordariomycetes, Sordariales, Chaetomiaceae.